Molecule: messenger RNA, 1816 nt
Organism: Bursaphelenchus okinawaensis
Lineage: Eukaryota; Metazoa; Nematoda; Chromadorea; Rhabditida; Aphelenchoididae
Source: the annotation of a GenBank genome assembly
AUGUCAGAGAAUGAAGAAAGUCACAGUGAGAGGGUUUCUAGUAAUGUAUGUUUACAGUUAUAAUAGAUUUUACUUUUUUCAAAAUUUUAAAGAUUUAUAUUGCGUUAUUGGGUUGUUGAAAUAAUUGUGUGCCCUUUUCCAACCCUUAAAAAUGAAAAAAGGUUCAUGUUUAACAUUCCUGAAAAAAAUUUUUUACAAGAAAAGUAUCCUACUUGCCCCGCUUAGCAUCAGCUCAAACUUUUUAUAUGAACUUGUACCACUAAUAGCUCCCAUAAAAAGUUUUAACUUGUGCUUUUAAGCUUUAAAACUAAAAUAUUUGAAGAUUCCGCCGAGUUGGCAAAUUUGGCCUAGUUUAGUACUUUGCUGCAUGACUUAUAUUUAAAUGACCUUUCUAUAAAAAAGUGUGAUUUCAACCCGAGGUUAGGUACUUCUUAGUAAGAGACCCCGCCCCUACUAUACCCAACCUUGCUAUCCAACCUUACUACCCUAUCCUACCUGAGUCACUCUGCCUUACCCUAUUUUAUCCUAUCCUACAUCUUCCGCCCCCCCCCCCUUACUUCUCUUUUUCUUCCCCUUCCCCAACUUUUCAAACCUAAUAUUUAAAAAAUUUUAAAAAAUUUUUCAAUUCCAGGGUAAUUCAGAAAACGUUGAAAACCUCGAAUUCACAGACAGCCGCCCAAGGCACAUUCCAGUACGUCACCAUCAUUCCAGCGGGCCAAGCAACGGCCGACCACCCCGCCCCGUAGUACAUCACGAUCGACCACACAAAAGUCAUCAUCGUCAUCAUGACGAUGACUUUGACGAUGACAGAGAUUCCGGAGUCCAGAAGAGCAUAGGCCCAUUGUUUAAGAAUCUGCAGCCUUCCAGAACCACGGAUAUGUUCCUGCAUCUGAUGAAGUACACUGGCGUGACGGGCAAGGGAUUCUUGAGGAGUAUCAAGAAGAGUGCACGGAAGUACCAUCACAAACCUGACAUUGGCUACAUCUUCAAGAAGAACAACUACAUCAUCAACUACACGCUUCAGCUCAUCGAUCAGUAUGUAAGUGAUGGGUAGGGCAGGUUAGGGUAGAAUGGGGUAGAGUGACGCAGGACAGGGUAUGGAGGUGUAGGUAGGGUCAAUUUUUUGAAGGUUUUUUCUCGUAAAGACGUAAUUAAGAUGACACAUUUUCUAGAAUUCCAAAAAAUAAGUCAUCUUGACUUUAAAAUGAGUCAUUAUUACGGUUAGAAGUACCUUUUAAGUUGUCAAAAGUAACUUUUAGUUACAGACAUUACUACUUUUUACAUUCCAAUAUAAAAAAACCAGUUUUGGACGAUCUAAUUUCUGGAACUUAAAAAAUGUGUCAUCCUAACAUCAAAAUAAACUAGUCUGAAUUUUAAAAGCAAUUUUUUAAAUGGUUAAUUAGGCUAAAUUUGCAUAAAAACUAAUAUUUUACGAAAAAAAACUAAAAAAUAUCUGCUUUAUAUCGACGUAUUUUCUGAACAUCUAAAAAAUGGGUCAUCUCAUAGUAUUUUAUUUCCUUAUAACAGGUCUUGGAUCAAGAAAUAUGAGUAGAUUUUGUAAAAUACGUCGUGUUCCACUAGCUGUUUUUACUUCCAGCUCCCCCGUGACGCUAAAAUCGGAGCAGUGGCCGUGCUGGCCCAGUAUUAUGUUGUGGCCGAGCGGGAUGACAUGGAUGCGUUCACAGAGAAAUUCGAAAAAUUCAUCGAAGAGAUGGUCUGGCUGAAGAAGUUGUUGCGGCCGUUCGUUCCGUUCCAAGCACUGACUUAUAUUGAUGUGCACAUCGACGACAUGUUGAAGGUGAGAUGGAGAAAGUAA